UUUCUUUCUGCCAGAUGAACAUGUUACGACUCAACGUCCUGUAUCUUCUCCUACAUGUGGCAUCAAGCAGCCAACAUGGGACAGAGACCAUUGAGACUCUCAUGCCAAAUGGUGACUGUUUGUCUAUUUAUCUCUCAUCUUUACCUAUGUCUACUUCUCUUUACAGACACACUAUCUACUUCUGAUUAUAUAACUUCUGCUCUCAUAAUAUUCAUAUGUGGGAGACCAAUGAAAUUCAAACAUUUGAAUAGAACUUAUUUAAACGUGGAGGCUAUACUAAAACAGUGGUGGUCAUGUGGUCCCAGUGCUUGUCGUCAAGGUGGAUCGAAGGGUCUUCACUGAGACGCAGGUCCCUCUGAGCUGUGGGGACUAUCUGGACACAGAGGUGAUAUGGAGGAAAGGCAGUAAGCAUGUAGGACAAGGAAACCAGAUCAGGGUGAAAGUGGAGAGUAUGAUGGGAGGGAACUACAGCUGCCACAACGCUGCUGGAGUCUACCUCAACCACACUCUGGUGCUGGUGCAAGACAUACAAUCACCCAACAGACGAUGCGUCCUGGAGAAGUCACAUGACACAGAUGAAGAUGGUGAGUGAGUGUGUGUGUGUGGGUGGGUGGGUUGGUGGGUGGGUGGGUGGGUGAGAGAGAAAGAAAGAAAGAAAGAUAUAAUCAGAGAAUCAUUUUUUCAUUUGGUUUCUCUUUUUACACAGAGUACAUAAGAUGUUUGGCAAAAAAUUACAGUGGAAUAUUUCAUUGCUCUUGGAAGAAGACUGAGCAUCGGAUGUCAGCAGCUGUUGUUUUUGUCCAAGUAGGACGGUAAGUCUUCAAACACACGCAAUGGACAGUAAAUAGAAACAAUAGUCUGCUUUCAUGUACUUGUGUUUACAUCAUUUGAUCUUGUCACAUGAAUGAUGUGAGUCGCAAUUGAAACACAGCGCAAAUGCUUUCUCCAUUGUCUCCCUGUGACGAGCUUUUGAUUUGUUAUGUUUGGACCUGAGGCUUCUUUCAGAGAGAGAAAGCACCAAGGCUAACCAGGAGAUUUGUGUCCCUCAUCCAGCCCCAUCUCCUGCUCCGUAGACAGUGAUGGUGCAGGCCUGACCUGUCAGGACCGGGAUAGCUGCCCCUUUGCUGAGGAGGUGUCCCGCAUUGACCUCACUGUAUACUUCAGGAGCAAUGACCUCCUAGAGGAAUACACCAUCACACCCUUCUACAUCCGAGAAAUAGGUACAGUAAGUCCAGGGUUCACGUGUGCUCCGCACUCGUUCGCUGGAAAUAGCAAUGUCACAUCAUACAGGUAUAAGUUAAUAUACAGUACAUCUCAUUUCAUCCUUGCUGUAUGUAGACAUGCUGAACAGUAUAUUGAUUAAUAUGGCCUCCAUCCAAUUUAACCCUUCAGAAAUAUUGGUUCUGUCUGCUCUCCCUCCUCAGUGAAGCCAGACAAGAUCCACAUCACCAAGGUGGAGGGGAACACAUUUCAGUGGGAGUACCCAGCGACGUGGAGCCGCCCAUGGCCUUACUUCCCCCUCACGUUCCGAGUCAAAGUGGUCCACCAGGGGGCAAGCUGUGACUCUAAGGAACAGGUAUAAGCAAUGAUUUUAUCCUUGGAAUCCUCAAUGUGUCUUGAUUGACACUAGUCUGUGAUACAUGGCUGGUCUGUCUAAGGUAGGGCGGCAGGUAGCCUAGCGGUUAAGAUUGUUUGACCAGUAACUGAAAGGUCGCUGGUUCGAAUCUCCGAGCUGGCUAUGUGAAAUGUGUGAUGUCCCCUUGAGCAAGGCACUUAACCUUAAUUGCUCCUCUAAGUCGCUCUGGAUAAAAGCUUCUGCUAAAUGAUGUAAAUGUAAGGUGAUGGUACCCUCUCUCCUCUUUGAUAGGUGUUUAUAAGUGAAACCAACAUAAAUGAAACAAAAUUCACAGUUCGUCCCCGCCACAAUAAAUAUCGUUUCUGCCUCCGGGCAAAGGAUGACCUGGUUGACUCCCAAUGGAGCCAAUGGACCCAUCAUGAGUGAGUCUAGACAUUUUCACUGUGUCCUGCCCUCUAAUACACAACUUCAUUAGUAGUUUAAGAAUGUAAAAAUUUCAACAGCACUAAACUGUGAAGAGAUUAAAGGUUUGUGGCUGACAUGUCUUUGUACAACAGGGUGAAGAAUAAACCCAAGAAACAUUUACAGGUUUGA
Coregonus sp. 'balchen' is the source of this 2170-nucleotide messenger RNA. Lineage: Eukaryota; Metazoa; Chordata; Actinopteri; Salmoniformes; Salmonidae. The record is from the annotation of a GenBank genome assembly.